AUGAACGCAGCUAAAGCUGCCGAAUGUUGCGCCCAACUUCCCAGAGCCUUGCCCCAAAACCCAGGUACCUCCGUGGCGUUAGGAAGAUUCAUCUUCAUCAUGGCACAAGUUCUAACUUUAAUCUUCCUUCUCUGCACUGUUAAGGCUGUCGUGUCCUCCAGUUCUCGCUGGAAGCCAACCUGGCCAGCCUACAAAGUGCCAGUCGUCCUGCCUCAGUCAACUCUUAAUUUGGACAAACCCCGGUUUGAUGCAGAAGCCAAACUGGAAGUAGUAUCACCUUGUGGGCCUGAGUGCCACAAGCGUUCCCGGCUGCCGACUUACGAAGAAGUGAAGGAUUACCUGUCCUAUGAGACCUUGUUUUCCAACGGUAGUCUUACGGAAACUGAAGUAGGCAUUUACAUUCUCAGCAGCAGUAGUGAUGGGUCGCAAAGUAGAUCUCGAACAAAGAGGCAGAUCUAUGGCUACGACAGUAGGUUCAGCAUUUUUGGGAAAGACUUCUUGUUAAAUUACCCAUUCUCUACAUCGGUGAAGCUGUCCACAGGCUGCACAGGAACCCUGGUGGCAGAAAAGCAUGUCCUUACCGCAGCUCACUGCAUCCACGAUGGCAAAAGUUACGUCAAAGGAGCCCAAAAACUGAGGGUGGGCUUCCUGAAACCCAAACUAAAAGGUGGCAGCAGAGGUGCUAAUAUCACCAGUUCCAAAAUGCCUGAGAAAAUGAAAUUCCAGUGGAUCCGUGUCAAACGGACACAUGUCCCCAAAGGAUGGAUCAAAGGAAACGCCAAUGAUAUUGGCAUGGAUUAUGAUUAUGCCCUGCUGGAGCUCAAGAAGCCUCACAAAAGAAAAUUUAUGAAGAUAGGUGUGAGCCCACCAGCUAGACACUUGCCUGGAGGGAGGAUUCAUUUCUCUGGUUAUGACAACGAUCGGCCAGGAAAUCUGGUUUACCGAUUCUGUGAUGUCAAAGAUGAAACCUACGACCUCUUGUAUCAGCAGUGCGAUGCCCAGCCAGGUGCGAGUGGGUCUGGGGUAUAUGUGAGGAUGUGGAAGAGACAACAUCAUAAAUGGGAGCGUAAAAUUAUUGGGAUAUUUUCAGGCCAUCAGUGGGUGGACAUGAACGGCACCCCACAGGAUUUCAAUGUGGCUGUUCGCAUCACGCCCCUCAAAUAUGCACAGAUCUGUUACUGGAUCAAAGGCAACUACCUUGACUGUAGGGAGGGAUAGAGACCGUAAACCUCCCAGAAAGCACAGCACUUACAGGUCUUAAUUACCUUUCUGAGGAAAAGCUACCAAUUUGUCUGUUGCAAAUGUGUGCGAGUCUGUUCUGAAACACCAGGAUGCGUCUGAUGACAUGACAGUCAAACCACUUUGGAAGGCGAUUGCGUGACGAGAGUUGUGGUUAGAAAAUGUGGAAGGGGGGAAAAACUGUGGGGGGAGGGAAGAGGGAGGUGAAGCUGCUUACUUUGUAGUUCUAGCAAUUUGCUUAAUUUGGGAAGUGGUAAUACAAAAUCUAACCUGUGUCCGAAAAGGUAGACAAAAGGGAUGCUGUUGACUAUCUCGUGCAUGCAUACGUUUGUUGUAAUGAAUCCCAAGGUUAACAGAAAUGCUUUGAUCUGAAAUUUUAAAUGGAAAUAUGAUUUUGGGGCUGGUGUUCAGGGUCCACCCCCUUCCUCUGGUGCUUGCAACCCAAACACUGCAGUGUUUUAUUAGUUUGUGAGAAGGGCAGUUCUUGUAUAGUGGAAGUUGAGCACCUUGCAAAGAGCAUAAAGGGUAAAUAAAUCAGUGAGGUUUUACAUUUCUGCUUGAGUGAUUUGAGGCUUUAUUAGCAACAUCAAAAACGUAGCACACAGUCCUACAAAGAUUUAAUAAGGAUGCACAUAACAUGUAGUCAUGUGAGCAGCCCCAUUGAUUUCUCCUUGUAUAAGCAGUUAUGAAUGUGAUUAAAUCUUUACAGCCUCUGGGCCUCAGGUUUCAAUCCACCAGGGACCUUAGAAAUACCCAGUGUAGAAGGUCUUGGGGUAAAGUUUUACUUCCUAUUGUAACUUAUCUAGAUCUUUAAUCAUGGAAGGUUUCUCACAUUAGUGUCCCCUCCAGCAAUGCAAGCUCUUUGGGAGGGAAGGAGGAACAUCUUUUGUCUUGCUGGCUACUUAUAUUAUUAGUUGUAAGGUUGGGAAAAGGAGAGAGGAUGAGGAUGUCAUUUCAUUCCAUCCCUUGAUCUGUGUCCUUAUAUCUGUUUCCAUAGCUAUGUGGGUAAAGGUAUUGUUACUGAGGUUGGUAUGUAUAUCUGCCAUCUCAGUUUAGUGGUGUAACUUACACAGCAUCUAAACCUCUGAUUUCUUGCACUAUUUGGGGCAGUUUCCUUUGAAAACUGCACAUUACAAUUAGUUCUUGACCCAUGAAAUUCAGUAGGUCAGCAGCUAUAUACUAGAGCUAGAUGAUGGCUGGUGUUUCUUACGGACAUUAGUGCCUUUUACAAGAACAGGGUCAUAAUUAAAACAAAAGCUACAUUUUUAGAAAUUGGGAAAAUCCAGCCAAAAAUGUGGAUAAAUCAAAAAACUUUGGGCACAAAGUGUUUCUCAGGUUGAUUGUGCCACUGCAUCUCAGUCACGUUACUAGGCAGGUAUUAUGGCAGCACGUAACUACUUCUUUAAACAGGAAGGUAGACGCUGUCUCGUAGUCUAGAUUCCAUUACACCCAUCUCCUGCCAACCUCUAUAGCUCUCCAAGUUAUGCAUUGCACAGAUGUUACAUGCGCAAAGAGCAGCCCUCUAGUGUGAAGUGCCUGAGCUGAGCAAGAAUGAGUCUAGGUAGGUUUCUCCUGUGCUUUAUAGGACAAUUUUAUUUCAGUUAAACCUUAUCUUUUUCAAGUUAGUAAUUAUUAUGGUGUCAGCAAACACAUGGCUGAUGGUGCUUUAUUCUUUGGAAGGCCUUAACUCUAGUCCUAAACACCAGUUUUGCUAGAGCAGGUUUCUGUUAAGUGCAGUGUUCAAAACCGUGGGACCCAUAGGUGGGUUUUUGGUGCACUUGGAUACAAGCAGUUACUAAUGCUUUAAAAUAUGAAUAAUUACUGUAUGUAUUUGACAGACUUCUGCCUUUUUUAUUUUAGAUUACUUUAUAGCUGUUAUCAGGAGCACUUCUGUUUGAAUGUAUCACAGUGAAUAAAGAAAAGUAACUUCAAUGCAGACAUGCUUGUACUUGUACCAUACCUGGGGUUGUAACUACAGUCCCAUUUUACUUUUACUUGUUUUUAAGGACAUUCAAAUACAGCACAGAUGUAUCAACCAC
This is a messenger RNA of Gavialis gangeticus (Gharial), 3278 nucleotides long. RefSeq names its product protease, serine 23 (gene PRSS23). The coding region runs from base 1 to 1218 and encodes 405 amino acids. Gene Ontology annotation, molecular function: serine-type endopeptidase activity. Gene Ontology annotation, biological process: proteolysis. NCBI's taxonomy places the organism in Eukaryota, Metazoa, Chordata, Crocodylia, Gavialidae. The record is from RefSeq and is a predicted model, not a curated record. The transcript has 3 exons.